AUGUUGAGGACGACGCGCGCGCGCUGCCUGCCCGCCGUGCGGGCCGCGCUUUCCGCCCGCAGCACCAGCCGCAGCAUCACUGGCAGCAGCAACGGCGAACGCCUCCCGCGCCUGUCCGACCUGGUGCUGAUCCGCCACGGAGAGAGCGAGGGCAACGUGGCCCGCCAGCGCUCCCUGGCCGGCGACCACAGCCUCUUCGCGGGCGAGUUCAAGCACCGCCACAGCUCCAACUGGCGGCUCACGGACCGAGGCCGGCGCCAGGCGGCGGCCGCCGGCGAUUGGCUGAAGCGCAACAACCUGGCGCACUUCGACCGCUACCUCGUGUCCGAGUACCUGCGCGCCAUGGAGACGGCCGGCCGCAUGGGGCUGCCCGGCGCGCGCUGGUACGCCGAGAUGCUCAUCCGCGAGCGCGACUGGGGCGCCAUGGACCUUAUGAGCGAGCAGGAGCGCUUCAUCAAGAUGCAGGACGAGCUCAAGCGUCGAGAGCUCAACCGAUUCUACUACGCACCGCCCGGUGGCGAGUCGCUGGCGGCGGUGGCUCAGCGCGCUGACCGGUUGCUGGGCAUUCUGAACCACGAGUGCCACGGCAAGCGAGCCAUUGUCGUGGCCCACGGAGAGGUGAUCUGGGCCAUGCGGACCCGGCUUGAGAGAAUGUCGCAGGAUACGUUCAUCGAGCUGCAGGAGUCCGGACGCAUGGUGGACCAGAUCCACAAUGGCCACAUCCUGCACUUCACGAGGAAGGACCCGCAGACGGGAGAGAUGGCCCCCUACUUCACGCACGUUCGCUCGGUGUGUCCGUGGAAUGAGAAGCUCAGCCCCAAGGGGUGGAUGAAGAUCGACCGACCGGUGUACGACAACGAGCUGCUACUGGCGACGGCUGAGCGUGUCCCGCGAAUGAUUAUCUCGGAGGAGUACCUUGAAAAGACGUACAAUGGCGCCAAGACGCUGUCGGAGGGGGAAAUCACGCCGGAGGAACGCCAGACACCGCUUCUGAUCCCUGGGAAGCCCAUGCUGAAUCUGAAGAAGGUUGUCGUGGUGAAGAAAACCUCUCGAUUUCAGCAUGAAGCUGACUUGUACGGCAAUACCGGGGAAGCAUUGAGAAAGCAAAUGUCAAUGCGAGGUUUUGUUCACGACCGGUUGAAGGCAAGUCAUGAGCACCACGUCGAAGCUGUGGAAGAAAUCACCAACAGCUUCAAAGAGCGUGACAUUGAGGUGAAGGUCGUCUCAGCAAACCACCUCACGCAUGAAGCAGUGGAAGGAACGGACAUGAUCUUUUCUGCGGGCGGUGAUGGCACUUUCCUGAAAACUGCAAGCUUUGUAAACACUCCGAUCCCUGUGGCUGGGUUAAACACUGAUCCCAAGCGAAGCGAGGGAAACUUGUGCUGCUACAAGGUGGAUAAUGUUACCCACCGCUUCAGCACGGCGUUGGACCGCUUGCUCGAAGGUGACUUCAAGUGGCGGCUCCGCCAGCGAAUUCGUGUCGGUAUGGUGAAUCAGGAUGGCUACUGGUAUGAGCUACCGCGCUACGCGCUGAACGAAGUGUUCAUCGCGGAAAGUGACGCUUCUCGCCCAUCGCACUACAACAUUGGCAUUGACCAGCACCAGCGCGAAUCCCAUCGCAGCAGUGGAAUUCUUAUGUGUACUGGAACAGGUUCGAGCGCGUGGUACUCUAGCGCGUGCCAAAUCUACCGCGAGCAGGUUGCUACUGUGCUCAACGCCAUGGACCACACACAUACGAACGAGACCGUCACCGAGCUGACUGAAUCUAUUAACAAGCAGAACGUUUUCCCCGAAGAUUCGAGGGACAUGGGCUACAUCGUGCGCGAGCCAAUUAUUAAUGCAACCUUCGGUGAUAUUCGCUUCAGACGAGGCAAAGCUCGCCGAGUAUCGAUGCGGUCCCUGGGGUGGGAUAUGAAAGUCAACAUAGAUGGCAUCUACUCGGUGCCGCUAGAUUAUGGCGUCCAGGCGGUCAUGAAGAUUGUUGAUGAGCCAAAAUACGUGCUUCGCACCGUGGACUUCUCUCCGCUACCAGGCUCGGCGCCCAAGAAGAAAAUCUUUUAA
Molecule: messenger RNA, 2061 nt
Organism: Phytophthora sojae
Lineage: Eukaryota; Oomycota; Peronosporomycetes; Peronosporales; Peronosporaceae
Exons: 7
Coding region: 1-2061 (686 amino acids)
Biological process (GO): NAD+ metabolic process; NADP+ biosynthetic process
Cellular component (GO): mitochondrion
Molecular function (GO): NAD+ kinase activity
Source: RefSeq, a predicted model, not a curated record